Paramacrobiotus metropolitanus is the source of this 1063-nucleotide messenger RNA. RefSeq lists its product as uncharacterized. The record is from RefSeq and is a predicted model, not a curated record. The transcript has 4 exons. Bases 269 to 1063 code for a protein of 264 amino acids. Lineage: Eukaryota; Metazoa; Tardigrada; Eutardigrada; Parachela; Macrobiotidae.
UUUAUACCGUGUGAGGUAAUAUUUAGUGUCUGAGCGACAGUGCCGCAUUUUUUUGUAGCAGGAAUUGUGGAAUGAUGCGGGCGAUCUCUGGCUUGGUCUGCGUUGCCGUGCUAGUGCGGUCGGGAUGUUUUCUUUCCGGCCUCGAUAACGGAUAUGGACUUCUGCUACCGGCAAACACUGAAUCUCUUCCGCAGUGAACUCUCCAAUCCAACCGCUGAACUGUCCGACAGCAUACCCGGCUACCGCACCACGCAAAUGAAAGUGCGGAAUGCCUUACUCGAUCUGGGCGUGCCGGGACCCACGAGCCUCAUCACGGACCGCGGGCACACUACGCUACGCACUACAAUCGUUCUUUCCGCUCUUCCAGAAUACCGGCAUCACGGAGCAGGGCGAUCCGAUCUGGCCAGUUAGCCGAAAACAUGGCGGAUCCUGCGAUGUGGAAAUACAAGUGUAUGGCUUCUGCUUGCGGAUGUAUAAUCUCUACUCCAGAAGAAGUGGAUUUUCGUACCGAGCCCAAGGAAGCACCAAAUGUGAGGAAGAGACAUGUAAGCAUUAUUUGGGGAAUCAUAGGUUGAUCAACUAUAUGGACAUUCUGGGCCGUCAAGUGGACAUCCAACGCAGUGCACCUGCCAGCGGUUCGAUUGAAGGCGUCAAUACCACGCAAGCCCCUGUUACGAUCAAUAACAGCGCAGCCGCCAACAGCUAUACGCCGCAUUCGCGUGGAGCAGUUCAACAUGACGGUAGAUCAUUUGGACAAAGCAUAACUGGCGCUCCAGAAGUCCGAGGCAACACUGGAAAUGGUAUGCAGCUAGCCCGCAUGCAGCAGCCUGGAGUACAGCAUGGACUGAAUCCUCAGAAUGCUGGAUUUAGUGGCGGACGCCAGAGUAUUGGACUUCAAGGGUCACGGUCGCGUCCAUCUGCACCAUAUGGUUAUCCACCAGGCGGAUCGUUCGGACAGUCUCCGUUGCAAGGCGCCCGUGGCGGGGGACGUGGAGCAAGACGCCAAAGUCUCGGAAUGUUCCGUUCACCUGCUAGUUCAACGCCCGCGCAUGAAAUGUCUUGA